Lachancea thermotolerans CBS 6340 is the source of this 1266-nucleotide messenger RNA. It is a transcript of the gene MFM1, whose product is annotated as Mfm1p. The coding region runs from base 1 to 1266 and encodes 421 amino acids. Gene Ontology annotation, biological process: mitochondrial magnesium ion transmembrane transport. Lineage: Eukaryota; Fungi; Ascomycota; Saccharomycetes; Saccharomycetales; Saccharomycetaceae. The record is from RefSeq and is a predicted model, not a curated record. Gene Ontology annotation, cellular component: mitochondrial inner membrane. Gene Ontology annotation, molecular function: magnesium ion transmembrane transporter activity. The transcript has a single exon.
AUGUUCUUCAUCAGUACCACGAUUCACGUAAUUUCUUUGGUCACAUUAUUUGUGAUGGAUUCACACUUGAGAGCUGGAACAGAAACGCGCGCGAUGCUCCUCAGUCAUAUAUUUGGGAGGCUAAAAAUUGUGCCCUCGCGUGUUCUUCCCAGAAUUAGAUGUGCUACAUCGGUUAGGACUCAAUCGACGUCGACAGCCGCCAUUUUGUUGCAAAAGAACUUAGCUCAACGCAACAAGUCCCUUUACAACGACAGUGGCGAUACGUUGCGCUGUACUAUAUUGGACUCACAGGGAAACUUAGGGACGCCGUCAUUGGAAGUCAGAAGGGAAGAUUUGAUCUACAAGCAUGGUUUACUGCCGCGAGAUCUAAGAAAAAUCGAGAAAUCAAGAAAGAACGAUCUGGUUCCCAUUAUCUUAGUGCGUGAAAACAGUAUACUCAUCAGUUUGCUCACUAUAAGAGCCCUAGUGAAAAGCGAUAAUGUUAUUUUGUUUGAUCAAGUGGGCCAUUCACUCGAGUCGCGGCCACACAGAGACUUUGUCAAUGAUCUCCGAAUGAGGCUGCGGAACCAGGACGGAAACGGUAUAACAAAAGACCCUUUGCCUUACGAGUUCCGGGCACUUGAGUCCAUCUUUAUAUCUGCGCUUUCAAACCUUACCGCGGAGAUGAAAGUGAACCUUACCGUGACACGAGGCAUCCUGCAAGACCUGGAAACAGGUAUAACGCGAGAUAAGCUGCGAUUUUUGCUGGUUCAAAAUAAAAAGCUGAGUAUCUUCUACAAGAAGGUUACACUAAUGGGUGAAAUGAUAGACGACUUGUUGGAACAAGACGAUGUUUUAUGCGAGAUGUAUUUGACGAGCAAAAAGAUGGGGAUAUACCGCGACGAAAAGGACCACGCAGAAAUCGAGAUGCUACUUGAGACGUACUAUGCACAUGUUGGGGAAGUAGUUCAAACAAUUGGCAGUGCAAUCUCUGACGUCAGGACAACAGAGGAAAUUAUCAACAUCAUUCUUGAUUCGAACCGCAACCAGCUCAUGCUCUUAGGCCUACGUUUCAGCAUUGGCCUUCUAGCCUUGGGAAGCGCACUUUAUGUCGCCUCGCUUUACGGUAUGAACCUAGAAAACUACAUCGAAGAGGGGAACGUGGGGUUUGUUCUUGUCACAACCGUCUCUGUCAUUUCUAUGGCUAUCAUAUUCACGUACAGUGUAAGAAGGCUUCACAGACUACAGAAAAUGACACUGACAGAGAGACACACUCCCAAAGUAUGA